Messenger RNA from Phanerochaete carnosa HHB-10118-sp, 1938 nucleotides. RefSeq lists its product as uncharacterized. The record is from RefSeq and is a predicted model, not a curated record. The transcript has a single exon. The coding region runs from base 684 to 1487 and encodes 267 amino acids. Lineage: Eukaryota; Fungi; Basidiomycota; Agaricomycetes; Polyporales; Phanerochaetaceae.
UUUGGGCAUGCAUUCGCAUUGGUGGGUGGGCCGGCGGCUCAUGGCCAUCCCCGUUCGCGGAUUUGCCCGGCAUUGCAAAAAUUGCUCCUCGUUGCGCGGUCUUUGCGCCCCGUUUCUUGUCCACGGCGGCGCUGUGAGCGCGAACACAUACAGAGCGGAGAGGGAGGACGCAUAGAUCCUUGGUUAAAGUACGUCGUUUUCCAUCUUGACGCCACCCUAAUAGUAUGUUGGCGCAAUUACCCCGCGGCUCUGCGAUAUCGCGCUGUCCUGGCUCUGCUCGCUCGGACUGCCGUCAGGUCACGGCGACCCAUGCUUAUUCGCGCUACCGUCUCAUAAGGCUGAACGCUACGCAGAAGGAUGUCUAUAAAUGAUCCCCAUGCACCGCCGCAGCGUGGAGGACAAGCCGAUAGCGAUCCAGGCGAUGGUUCUCACUGCACCUGGGCCAGCCUUCUCGCUUAUUCUAUUGUUGUUGCUGCCGCCAUAACGGUGAUUACCAUUGUCACUUCAAGUUUCCUAAGUCUGUUGCUCCUGAAGACAUACCAUCCAACGUCUGGUGUGUCUCCCAUAGCUGGGUAGACGACCAUGACCUCGUCAAGGUAUCGACGAAGAUUAACGGAGAGCAAUGGCCUGUCUAUAUCCCAGGUGAUAUUACCCUCGACCACGUUCGCAUAGAGCUCCUGAAUAUGGGCGCCGAGUACGUCUGGUUGGAUGUGUUAUGCUUAAGGCAGAAAGGACAAGCCAAGGACGAGACGCAACGGCAUGAUGAAUGGAAGCUUGACGUUCCCACCAUCGGCUACACCUACGCUCGUCGCUCGAUACUCUGCAUCACCUAUUUCAAUGGGCUCGGUCUACCUCUCGAUACCUCGCCAGCCAUUAUGCGUUCGACACGACAGUGGUUCAAUCGCGUCUGGACAUUGCAGGAGUCUCCUCCCAGCUGGCUUCCGGGAGGCUUAUCAACCAGACCUCUCGUAGAUGCUCGUACGUUCUUCGACCGUCUUCGCGGUACCGUAACGGCGGUAAACAGCCGUGACGAUGGUUUUAGUCUUGCCCAAACUCUUCGCGAACGCUCAUGCACCAAGGAGAUCGACAGGAUCGCUGGGCUGGCGUACAUCUUCCGGUGCCGCACGCUGCCUAUCUACGACGAGAAUGUGGGUCCGGAGGUCGCGUGGACCCUGUUACUCAAGCACAUGGACCCGCAGCGGCGAACGGCGAUCUCUCUCCAGUAUCCGCCGUGCAGUCCUUUUGGUUUAUGGGGAUCAUGGGAGAGAUUCUUGCAUUCUUCGGAGACCUCUCACGCCGGUGAACUCCGCUCUUUAGCGGGAAGCUCCGAGGACGGCAGCCUUAGGCUCGUGGAUCCCAACCAACUCUACACUAAUGCACAGGGCGUAUACUGCCAUUCUGGCUACGUCACUGAAUCAUGCCAUAUCUUACUGGGCGGUACUACUCAAGCCGGAGUGGAAGAAAUCAAAUUAUCCUGUGGAGAUUAGGGGAAGUCUGUCAAGCUCUCGAUCCUCAGCAAGCACGGGAUCCUCCUAGACGGCAUGUCGUACUGCUUGAUCAAAGCCAGAGAAGGGGAUGUGGGACACUGGGUUUUUGGCGAAGUACUAGCUAGAGAACAGAUUGUAGACGAAGAGGGGGAACUCUCAGUUGCAAGAUGGGCGGUCAUCCGGGUCGAUAAAGACGAGGGCCAGCGACUGGAGACACAUGUAGCCGCCAGGAGGCGACGGAGGCGGAUAAUAUACUCUACCGUGGAAGAGGCGGCACAUCGGAGCUCAAGGGUACACGACUAUAUUGCAGUAUGUGAUCGCUAUGUUACGACUUGACUUGCAGUGUAAGUGCGAUUGACCAUAAUCUCAUAUCAACAGGCAUUCAGUAAGCUGGCUGAGCACGAAUUGGACCGCGGCUUUGCGACACCUUUGGUUCGUAUACAGCUGUAUG